Arabidopsis arenosa is the source of this 1322-nucleotide messenger RNA. Lineage: Eukaryota; Viridiplantae; Streptophyta; Magnoliopsida; Brassicales; Brassicaceae. The record is from the annotation of a GenBank genome assembly.
UUUGAAAGAAGAAGAAGAAGCCUAACGAAGAACAUUCGAAAAAACUUGGAUUUGUUUUUAUUUGGUGCUUGAAUCGCUAAAAAUGGAAGGGAUUGAAUCUGGGUCUAGACAAGGAAAGAGAGUGGUUGUGAUCGGCGGUGGAAUCGCCGGCUCACUCGCCGCUAAAUUGCUUCAGUACGAUGCUGAUGUCACACUCAUCGAUCCGAAGGAGUACUUUGAGAUUACAUGGGCAAGUUUGAGAUCCAUGGUGGAGCCUAAGUUUGCUGAAAGAACAGUGAUUAACCACAACAGUUACUUGAAACAAGGCCGUGUUGUAACUUCUCCGGCGAUCAAUAUCACAGAGAGUGAUGUUAUGACUGAAGAUGGAUCUGUGAUUGGAUAUGAUUAUCUUGUUAUUGCUACAGGUCACAAUGACUUGUUCCCUAAAACCAGACAAGAGAAGCUGUCACAUUACCAAGCUGAAUAUGAGAAGAUCAAAUCUUCUGGAUCAGUUUUGAUUGUUGGUGGAGGUCCAUCUGGUGUGGAGCUAGCUGCGGAAAUCGCUGUUGAUUUUCCAGAGAAGAAGGUUACUCUGGUGCAUAAAGGACCAAGAUUGCUUGAAUUUGUUGGACAAAAAGCUGCUGAUAAAGCAUCUGACUGGUUGGAAUCAAAGAAAGUGGAAGUGAUAUUGAACCAAUCUGUGGAUUUGAGUUCAGCAUCAGAUGGAAACAAAACAUACCGGACUUCAGGAGGAGAAACUAUACAUGCAGAUUGUCAUUUCCUCUGUGUUGGGAAACCUUUGUCUUCUCAAUGGCUCAAUGGAACUGUUCUGAAAGAUAGCUUGGAUGGCAAAGGAAGGGUCAUGGUCGAUGAGUACUUGCGGAUUAGGGGUCGAAGCAAUGUAUUCGCCAUUGGAGAUAUCACUAAUAUCCCGGAGAUGAAACAAGGAUAUAUAGCGGAGACUCAUGCUAAUGUGGUUGUGAAAAACAUAAAGGUAAUGAUGUCGAGUGGGAAAAAGAAGAAGAUGUCGACUUACAAGCCUGGUCCAGAGAUGGCCAUUGUAUCUUUAGGAAGAAAGGACUCAGUGGCUCAGUUUCCGUUUGUAACAGUUGUUGGUUGCCUCCCUGGUUUGAUCAAGUCGAAGGAUCUGUUUGUGGGAAAGACGAGGAAGGCAAGAGGACUAAAUCCUAAACUUGUAUAAUAAGGUUGAGUCCUAUUUGUGUCUUCUGGUUUCAUCUUGAGAGAUGAAAAUUAUGUUGUUUGUGUUGAUCUCAUUGUUUCAGUGUGGAGUGAGUGUUGGUUUGCUUAUGUUGUUGUGUAUGUAAUGAAAAGUUCUAAUCUUC